GCGCGACCCAUUCGAUAGAAGCGAUAGAAGGAAAACACUCCUUACUUCAAUUCCAAAGCGAGUGUCCCUCAUUUGAUGGUCAACCGUAUGUUUUUUCAUUUUUUUCGGGCUUGAAUCUUUUCAAAUAUUUUUGUGCAAUUCCGAAACACUUUGAAUCGAACAGCGUGACACUUGUGAUCGAGGCCAUGUGGUGUAAUGCUUCAAUUAAUCGAUUACAUGAUUCCCCGUUAAACUCCAGCUGACUACAUUUGAGGUUUACUCAGCUCCAAGGUUUCAAUCGACAAACUCGUUCCUCUUCGCAUUAAAAAAUUACCUUUUGCGGACUUGAGACAAUUGUAAUGGGAAACAGAAAUUAAGCGCCCUCAAUAAAAUAGCCUCAUACCCAUUAUUUCUACUUCGUGUGUUGCUCAGUGAUAGUUUUGCGUGUUUGAUCAGAGCUAGAUAGAAAUUUAUUGAUUAGACAAGAGUCAGUUGUUCUGCAUGACACGGAGAAACUGAAUGAUCAUGGCAUCGUUGCAGCAAAACGCUAAGAAUUCGCAGGACAAGUCGUCUAAUUCCACACAUACAUCAAUGGAGCCUAGCGUGACGACAGCGUCUGAGAAUGGGGUGAAAAAGAGAUUCGAGGAUAUUAAAAAAUCACCGAACGAUAAAAGGGUCUACAGAGGCUUGAUCCUGAAUAAUGACAUGAAAGUAUUGCUGAUAAGUGAUCCAACAACCGACAAGAGUGCAGCGUGCCUGGACGUUAACAUUGGAGUCAUGAGUGAUCCAGCGGAGCUACCAGGUCUCGCACAUUUGUGUGAGCACAUGCUCUUCCUCGGUACCGAGAAGUAUCCAGAUAAAAAUGAGUAUACCUCUUAUUUAUCCCAGCAUGGAGGUGCAUCCAAUGCAGCUACGCAGUUGGAUCACACGACUUACUACUUCGACGUGACUCCGGAUAAGUUGGAAGGGGCUCUGGACAGAUUUUCCCAGUUUUUCCUCAAGCCUUUAUUCACAGAAUCCAUGACGGAUUUGGAGAUCAAUGCUGUGCACUCUGAGCACGAGAAAAAUAUAGCUCAGGAUUCGUGGAGGGCUGCCCAGUUGGAUAAAUCCUCAGCUGAUCCGAAACAUCCUUACUCCAAAUUUGGGACUGGCAAUCGGGAGACUCUGGACUUGACUCCUAAGGCGCAGGGACUCAAUGUUAGAGACGAGCUGCUCAAGUUCCAUGGAACGUGGUAUUCUGCCAAUAUCAUGGCGCUGAGUGUCCUGGGAAAAGAGAGCUUAGAUGAUCUGGAGAGAAUGGUAGUGAAGAUGUUCGUAGAAGUGGAAAACAAAGGAGUAGAUGCUCCCGAAUGGCCAGAUCAUCCAUUCAACGAGGAUCAUUACGAACAUAAGUGGUAUAUUGUUCCAGUCAAGGACGUGCGAACACUGAACAUGAUUUUCCCACUCCCUGAAUUGCGAGAUCACUAUAAAUCUGCUCCUGCACACUACGUCUCUCACCUCCUCGGUCAUGAGGGCGAUGGUUCGUUACUGUCAGUUUUGAAAAGACAAGGCUGGUCAAACUCUCUAGUGGCCGGAAAACGAACAGCGGCCAGGGGUGGAGUUAAUUUCUUCAACGUCAUUGUUGACUUGACGGAAGAGGGAAUUACACAUAUCGACGAUAUAAUUUCACUCAUGUUCCAAUAUAUUAAUAUGCUGAAAACUGAAGGCCCAGUUCGAUGGAUUUUUGAGGAAUGCAGGCAGAUAGCGCAAAUGGAUUUCGACUUUAAGGAAAAAUCCUCUCCCCGAACCUACGUGAACCAGACAGUCCAAGCACUCCAAAAAUACCCAAUGGAGGAAGUCUUGAGUGCCCCCUAUCUCCCAACCGAAUGGCGUCCAGACUUAAUAACACUGAUAACCGAUCACCUCGUCCCCCAGAAGAUUCGAAUACAUGUUGUUGGAAAAGCAUUUGAACCAAUCGCCACAGAAUCCGAGUUGUGGUACGGAACGAAAUUCAAGAAGGAGAAGAUCCCCGAUUCAGUCAUCACGCGAUGGUCGAGCCCUGGCCUUCACCAAGAUCUCAAAUUUCCGUCGAAAAACGAGUUCAUCCCGACAGCUUUCGAAAUCAAAGCAAAUGAAAAUUCUCACAUCGAUAAAUUCCCAGUCAUAAUAGAGGACAAUCCCUUCAUGAGAGUCUGGUUCAAGCAGGACGAUGAAUUCCUCCUUCCAAAAGUCAACUUGACAUUCGAUUUUGUCACUCCCCUGGCCUACCUGGACCCAGUCAGCUACAAUUUAACAUUUAUGUACAUUCAACUGUUCAAGGACUCCCUGAAUGAGUACGCAUACAAUGCGGGUUUGGCGGGUCUGAGUUGGGAAUUCACCAGCAGCAAAUACGGUGUAUCACUAGCCAUAGGUGGAUAUCACGAUAAACACAGAAUUCUCCUCGAAAAGAUCAUGGAUAAAAUGGUCAACUUCACAGUCGACAAACAGCGUUUUGAAAUAUUGAAAGAACUGUACAUUCGAGAACUGAAGAAUUACGGGGCAGAGCAGCCGUAUCAACACGCUGUUUAUUAUCUAGCGGUUCUGCUUGCUGAGCAAGUAUGGACCAAGGAGGAACUUCUCGAUGCGAGUGAUGACAUCACAGUGGAGAGAUUGGAGGCAUUUGUGCCUCAGUUGUUGUCGAAAAUGCAUGUGGAGAGUUUGGUUCAUGGAAAUUUGACAAAGGCCGAGGCCCUGGAGACCGUGAGACUCGUUGAAUCUAAAUUAACGGGGGAUCCAACGCGUCAAGACAAGAGGAGACUCAUACCUCUGCUGCCCAAGCAACUUAUGCUCUACAGAGAAAUUGAUUUGGAGGAGGGCUGCCACUUCCUCUACGAAGUGGAGAAUAAACUUCAUAAAUCAUCUUGCACGGAGGUUUAUUAUCAGAGUGGUUUACAGUCAACUGAAUCCAACAUGCAUCUGGAGUUACUCGCACAAAUAAUCUCAGAGCCAUGCUUCACUGUUCUGAGGACCAAGGAACAGCUGGGGUACAUCGUAUUCAGUGGGAUCCGGAGGACUAAUGGGGCACAGGGAUUGAGGGUCAUUGUACAGAGUGACAGACAUCCUCAGUAUGUGGAGGAGAGGAUAGACGCAUUUAUGGAAUCGAUGCUGGAGCGCUUGGUCAACAUGUCAGAGGAGGAAUUCAACAGGCAUAAGACCUCACUCGCUGCUCAGAGGCUCGAGAAACCAAAAAUGAUGAGCACUCUGUCCGCUGUUUUCUGGAGUGAAAUUUCUAACCAGCAGUAUAAUUUUGAUCGUGCUAAUAUUGAAGUUGGUUAUCUCAUGACCAUCAAUAAGGAACAGAUUAUUUCAUUCUUCAAGGAAAUUGUUUACAACAAUUCACCAACCAGACGUAAGCUCGCUGUCCAUGUGAUCUCAACAGCCAGUGGGGGUGCUGGAUGCGAAAAGAAUACUACCAAGGAUAACGGAGAGGAGAGCAAAGAGGCACGUGCAACCAGCGCUACGAAGAUCACGGAUGUAAUUGCCUUCAAAGCCAGUCAAUCAUUGUAUCCCCUGCUGAAGCCCUACAAUAAUAUUCCGAGGAAAGGACAGCGGUCUAAGCUGUAGCAGCUCGAGUAUUUUCAUUGUGAAAUCAAUUUAAAUCAUGUACAAUAAUGCAAGUAAUUCUGUAAUUAAUAGAUGGAAAUGUUCGGCUUAGCACGCAACACAAAAAUAAAUUUGGUUAUAUUGUUGUUUUGGUAAAAAUA
Messenger RNA from Diachasma alloeum, 3701 nucleotides. RefSeq names its product insulin-degrading enzyme (gene Ide). Gene Ontology annotation, biological process: peptide catabolic process. Gene Ontology annotation, molecular function: metal ion binding; metalloendopeptidase activity. The record is from RefSeq and is a predicted model, not a curated record. NCBI's taxonomy places the organism in Eukaryota, Metazoa, Arthropoda, Insecta, Hymenoptera, Braconidae. Bases 499 to 3561 code for a protein of 1020 amino acids. Gene Ontology annotation, cellular component: mitochondrion; cytosol. The transcript is spliced from 6 exons.